AAAGUUCCACAACACGUGGUACUUGAAUAAAAAACCAUGGAGGAUGAAGUUGAUUGAAGAGGUUGCUGUAUUUUUGUGUUCUGAUUUACCCAAAUAUCACAGCUGUUAGUUUGGCUAGAUCAUUGCGUGUCUUGGGAAGAAUUUAGGCAGUAUAUUUACUCUAGUGUGACAGGUUCUAGAACUCAGUGGCGGUGUUUUGGAGCGGCUCGAGGAGGAGCAGCAGCGAUGGAGGGGUUCGGGACUAUAACCUUCCCCAUGUUAGCAGACGAAGAAGAGAGCUGCAGUGCCUCUGCUGUACCAAGUAACGGUAGCUCUUACAGCACUCCACUGCAGGGUGUUUUCGUUAAAGAGUGCAUGGCCUCUGCAUCAGAAGACCGUAUGGCGUCCCUGUGCCAGAGUCAGCAGCAGUGUGUGAAGGCCUCCAUCGUGUCCAGCUGGCAGCUGGUGGAGGCUCAGGACCAGCUGUGUGGGCUGGAGCUGCACGGCUCCGAAAGUGUUGAGCAGGAGCAUGCCCGCGCCAUUGCCAGCCAAUCAGAGCUCUCCCAGACGGAACAAGAGUGGCGCCGGAAGGAGAACAUGCUGGGAGGCAGCAGGAGCCCUGUGCUCAGUGCUGACAGCAGCCAGGAUGUGUUUGACAAGAGUAUUAUUAAUUCAAGAAGUAAAAACGUUGAAUUGGAGGAUCAUGACCAGAGCAAAACCUUUGUUCAGAAGUAUGAACAGGAAUUUAGAUAUUUCGGCAUGUUGCGGAGGUGGGAUGACAGCCAGCGGUUCCUGUCUGACCUGCCUCACCUCGUCUGUGAGGAGACUGCCAACUACCUGAUCCUCUGGUGCUUCAGACUACAGGCUGAAGAGAAAGAGGCGUUGAUGGAGCAGGUAGCUCACCAGGCUGUUGUUAUGCAGUUUAUCCUGGAGAUGGCCAGCACCUCCCAGCAGGACCCCAGAGGCUGCUUCCGCCACUUCUUCCACAAAGCCAAAGCAGGACAAGAGGGGUACUUGGAUGUAUUCCAUACUGAGCUAGAGGCCUUUAAGCAGAGGGUAAAAGAGCACACUGUCAAGUGCAAAGGAGAGACACUCCCUAACUUUACAGAGCACCAGAGCAGCACAGCACGCUGUCGCCCGGACCCCAGAGAAGUUCUAGAAUCCUUACCCCCUGAACUGAAGUCAGGAUUCCAGCUGCAAGACAUGCAGAUUCUCCAGAAUGUUCUCAGCACCAUGAAUCCACAGGUGGCAGAGUACCAUGUAAAGCGCUGUCUGGAGGCUGGCUUGUGGACCAACCGAGAAGGGAGAUGGUCCAAGGAGGACGCUACUUUAGAAACAGACGAUCUGCGCAUGAUGGAGACAUAACGAAUGUCUCCACCUCCCCGUCAUUUCCCCAUCAGUUCAUGACACUCAAUAGAAAUAUUACAAAAUGGACGGGAGAAGGGCUGAGCUCCCACAGACUUAUUUUUGCCGCAGAAUCUGCGCUGGAAUGUGUCCUGCACUUUAUAUUUUGUUCAAAACAACAAA
Molecule: messenger RNA, 1506 nt
Organism: Oncorhynchus tshawytscha (Chinook salmon)
Lineage: Eukaryota; Metazoa; Chordata; Actinopteri; Salmoniformes; Salmonidae
Product: hsp90 co-chaperone Cdc37-like 1
Exons: 8
Coding region: 226-1344 (372 amino acids)
Biological process (GO): protein stabilization; protein folding
Cellular component (GO): cytoplasm
Molecular function (GO): protein-folding chaperone binding; heat shock protein binding
Source: RefSeq, a predicted model, not a curated record